CCCCCUCCCCCCUCCCUCUCCAACCCCGCCGCACCCUCGCCAUGACACACUCUCCGUUGGCGGCCAUCAAGCCGCCGCGUCCGUUCUUCCAAUCUCACCCUAGCCAUACGGAGCUCGUCGACUCCUACCUCCGUACCUGGGUCGAGGACGGCGUCAAGACCGGCGCGUUCAUCCACGAUGCCGACGUGUACGGUUCCGACCCCGCCGACCUCCUCCAGCAGUUCGCGCCGGUGGUGGCCCACAACGGUGAGCGGGCGUGGUACUUCUACAGCCUGCUGCGCUACAAGCACAGCAGCGGGAAGCGGAAGAAGCGAUCCACCGGGUCCGGGACCUGGCAUAGCGAAGCCAAACCGAAGCCCGUGUUCAUGGCGUCCAAGUCGAACUGGCACCAGAUUGGACUCCGCCAGACCUUCUCCUUCGUCGUCAGGAAUGAAACCGGCGCGCUGUUCCGCACGGGUUGGAUCAUGAUGGAGCACCGCCUCCUCAACGACGACGGUGAGGAGAAACAGCAGGAGGAGGAGGGCUUCCUCGUAUAUCGUGUCCUGUGCAAGGUGUACCGCAGCCCGCGCAAGCCCGAGCCAAGCGGCAACAAGGCCGCGGCGGCGGCCUCGCCCGGGCACAAGAUCGAGGCCGACGACGACGAAUCUAACGACGCAACGUUGGACGAAAACGACGACGACGAAUCUAACGACGCAACGUUGGACGAAAACGACGACGGCUCCAAUGCGGCGCCACCGGCGGCAUCUGGACGCAAGAGGAAAUCCGACGACGUCGAACCCAGCGAAGCGAAGGCGAGCGACGUGAUCGCCGGAGGGGCCGCGGCGGCGCCCGCGCCCAAGAAAAAGUCCGACGGCAGCAGCUCCCCUGUCGCUACAUCUCCUACGACGGAAAUGCAGUGCCCUGGGUGCGGUCACCAUGUCCUCGUUACAAUGAACAGGGCGGAGCCCAAAUCGCAGACGGAGAUCGCGAAGGACGAGUCGGCCCCCGGCGCUCGUCAGCAGGGCGAAAUUCGGAUGUAUGAGUUCCUUUGAGAUCCCCCCCCCCCCCCCCCCCCCCCCCCCCCAAAAAAAAAUCCUGGAAACAGAACCCAUUCCUCGGAAGAAGUCAUUACAAGGUUUGGGGGGGUUAAUCAUUAGGGUAGUUUGGUUGCAUUUUUAGGUUGCCGGUUUAGUUUACUAGUGCUUUUCGUUCUAUCUUUGAGAGGAAAUGUACGAAACAGAAUGUGAUACUGCUACCGGACCUUCAAGAGGGCUAAAAUGAUGCAACAGCCUCUAGUACAGGAGCUUAUUUAAAAAA
Zea mays is the source of this 1296-nucleotide messenger RNA. RefSeq names its product transcription factor JUNGBRUNNEN 1. Gene Ontology annotation, molecular function: DNA binding. The transcript has a single exon. Bases 42 to 1031 code for a protein of 329 amino acids. Gene Ontology annotation, biological process: regulation of DNA-templated transcription. NCBI's taxonomy places the organism in Eukaryota, Viridiplantae, Streptophyta, Magnoliopsida, Poales, Poaceae. The record is from RefSeq and is a predicted model, not a curated record.